AUGGAUCAAGAAGGUUUUUAUGCUUCCAAGGCACCCCUGUUUGAUGGUACCGAUUAUGCUUUUUGGAAGGUAAGAAUGCAAACUUAUUUAAUUUCCUUGGGUGUGGAUAUUUGGACUGUUGUUGUCAAUGGAUACAUUGUUCCGCAAAGUAUACCUACUGAUCCUUAUGGAAAAAGAGAAUAUGAAAAUGAUGCUAAGGCCAAGCAUGCCAUUCUAUGUGGAAAUCAAGUUCUUGAUGAUGUUGUAUUAUCAAAUGUUGAAGGAGAAGGUGAAGUUGUCUUAGAAGAUGAUUCAGAGAUUAUUGCGGAAGGAGAAUGUUCAGAUGGUAAGGACCCCGAUGAUCCCGUGAACUUGGGGGACCUAGGGGGAGGAUCAACACCAUGUGAAGAGGAGUUAGCACUAGAGAGAGGGAAAGGGCAGGUUCAAACUUCAAAAAUAGAAGAUGGCAACUCAGAAGAAGCCCAAGGACAGCAAAUGACUUGUGUUUCAGAGAACACGGUGGAAGGUAAAGAUCAACCGGAAAAGAUUCUUUUGUCAAUGGACUCUACAAGGGGACCCAAUGGACAAACAUGUAAGUGGUCCUCGUUGUUUGGGGUCAAGCCCAAAGACUUGUGUGGACCAACAAGAACAAGAUCAUUAUAUGGAGAUAAGUAUUUCAUGAUUUUUAUAGAUGAUUAUACUAGGAUGACAUGGGUGACUUUUCUUAAACAUAAGUCUGAGGCUUUUCACAGGUUCAAGGUGUUCAGGAAGAUGGUAGAGAAUGAAUCAGAUUUAAGAAUAAAAUGCUUGAGAUCAAAUCAAGAAGGGGAGUACACAUCAAAUGAGUUUGAACAAUAUUGUGAGCUUCAUGGUAUAAAAAGACAAUAUGAUGCAUCAAGAACUCCUCAACAAAAUGGAGUGGCAAAAAGAAAAACCAGAACUGUCAAAGAAAUGGCCAAGACAAUGCUUGAUGAAGCUAAUAUUGCUGAUGUUAAUGAAGCAGAAUCUGAAAUAGAAUCUGAAAUAGAAUUUGUGAUACUUCCAAAGAAAGAAGAAUCUGAAAUACUUUCAGAGAAAGAGGAAGAAUUGGUAAGUACAUCUUCUGAAACAACACCAAAAACACCUCUCACAAAGACUAACAUAAAUCUUUUAAAAAAUCAUCCACAAGAACAAAUCAUUGGAGGCAAGGAUGAAGGCAUAUUAACAAGAAGAAGAGAUGCAAUGUCAGGUGAAGAAGCUCAUUUUUGUUUAUUGUCUAAAUUAGAGCCUAAAACUCAUGUUGAAGCUAGUAAAGAUGAAUGUUCAGUUUUAGCCAUGAAAGAAGAGAUUAGUCAAAUUGAAAAAAACAAGACAUGGGAGCUAGUGCCUAGGCCUACAAAUAAGAAUGUCAUAGGUGCAAAAUGGGUCUUUAGGAAUAAACUUGAUGAAAAUGGUAAAGUGGCUAGAAAUAAAGCUAGGCUUGUAUGUAAGGGUUAUUCACUAAUAGAGGGGAUUGACUAUGAUGAAACCUUUGCCCCAAUGGCAAGUAUUGAAGCAAUAAUGUUGGUGUAA
Molecule: messenger RNA, 1530 nt
Organism: Cryptomeria japonica (Japanese cedar)
Lineage: Eukaryota; Viridiplantae; Streptophyta; Pinopsida; Cupressales; Cupressaceae
Exons: 5
Coding region: 1-1530 (509 amino acids)
Biological process (GO): DNA integration
Molecular function (GO): nucleic acid binding
Source: RefSeq, a predicted model, not a curated record